Molecule: messenger RNA, 575 nt
Organism: Musa acuminata subsp. malaccensis (wild Malaysian banana)
Lineage: Eukaryota; Viridiplantae; Streptophyta; Magnoliopsida; Zingiberales; Musaceae
Source: RefSeq, a predicted model, not a curated record
AUGCAGGAGGGAUUACAGAACCAAUCUGUGCAGGAAUUAGAAAAUUAUGCUGCAUACAAGGCUGAAGAAACAACACACAAAGUAAAUGAUUGUCUCAAGAUUGCUCAAGUCAUAAGGGAAGAUGCCUCAGACAUACUUGUGAUGCUGCACCAGCAAGGAGAGCAGAUUACACGUACUCAUGAAACCACUGUUAGCAUUGAUCAUGACCUCAGUCGGGGUGAGAAACUGGCCCAGUUUUUACAACAGAUUGAGAAGGCAAAACAAGAUGACACCCUUUCAGACUUUAGUGAUGUCUUGGGGCAGCUGAAAGGCAUGGCCCUUGACAUGAGUACAGAGAUGGACAGGCAAAACAAGGCUUGGUUGCCUGCCUUGCAUGAUGAUGUGGAAGAGCUGAAUUCCCGAGUGAAAGGAGCCAACCGACGCACUCGCCGGUUACUCGGCAAAUAGGGGCUGCAGAUGUUCAAUCAUUCAGGAUAGCAGAUAAGCAAGUCCUUAUAUUAGAUUUUUUUUACCCACUUCUAUUUCCAUUAUAUGGCCACUUUUCAGCUUUUGCACAUGAAUUAUUACAUUCUUCC